Messenger RNA from Drosophila rhopaloa, 1832 nucleotides. It is a transcript of the gene Ssadh, whose product is annotated as succinate-semialdehyde dehydrogenase [NADP(+)] GabD. Gene Ontology annotation, biological process: GABA catabolic process. Gene Ontology annotation, molecular function: succinate-semialdehyde dehydrogenase (NAD+) activity. The transcript is spliced from 3 exons. NCBI's taxonomy places the organism in Eukaryota, Metazoa, Arthropoda, Insecta, Diptera, Drosophilidae. The record is from RefSeq and is a predicted model, not a curated record. The coding region runs from base 177 to 1706 and encodes 509 amino acids.
UCUGCCUAUCGUCUAUCGCUCUGCUGGUUCGGAGCGUAACAAAUUAAAAUCAAUUAAAUUUAAUCAAAGCCCUUAUUAAAGCUACAGCUAUAGCACUUGGGAGCAGCGAACCCUACUGAUAACGUAGCAGAUAAGAUAGACCCCCUAAGCUCACUCAGGUGAAAAAAGCCGGCAGAAUGUGGCGACAGCUCAGCGGCGUCGCACGAUCAGGAGGCAACGUGAACUUCUGCAGGAUGCGAGGACUUUCGGCUUUGGUCCAGGACAAGGCUUUGGUAGAUGGAGCUUGGGUGGAUUCCAGCAACUCAAAGGCCACUUUUGAGGUCAGGAAUCCUGCCAAUGGAGCCCUCAUUGGAAAAGUUCCCAACAUGACGGUGGCCGAUGCCCAAAAGGCCAUAGAUGCCGCCAAGCAGGCCUACGAGUCCAAGGAGUGGCGAUCCCUGACGGCCAAAGAUCGCUCCAAUCUGCUCAAGAAGUGGCACAAACUCAUCGAGGAGCACUCGCAGGAGAUAGCCGAGAUAAUGACGGCGGAGUCGGGCAAGCCCAUAAACGAGUCCAAGGGGGAAGUGGCCUACGGGAACGCCUUCGUGGAGUGGUUUGCAGAGGAGGCCCGUCGCAUCUACGGCGAGAUUGUGCCCAGUGCUCAGCCCAAUCGGGAGAUCAUUGUGAUGAAGCAGCCCAUCGGAGUGGCGGCCCUUAUUACGCCCUGGAACUUUCCCAUGGCCAUGAUCACGCGGAAAGCAGGAGCCGCACUGGCUGCAGGAUGUACGGUGGUGGUGAAGCCCUCGGAGGACACUCCUCUGACCGCUCUGGCGGUGGCCAAGUUGGCGGUGGAUGCGGGCAUCCCGAAAGGCGUGAUAAAUGUGGUUACCACCAACAAAGCGGCCCCCAUUGGCGAUCUCUUCUGCAAGAGUCCCGAUGUGAGGGGCAUAUCCUUCACAGGGUCCACUGAAGUGGGUAAGCUUCUGUUCCGAAAUUCCGCUGAUGGCAUCAAGAGGAUUUGCCUGGAGCUCGGCGGCAAUGCUCCGUUUAUUGUUUUCGAUUCGGCGAAUGUAGAAAAAGCGGUUGAUGGGGCCAUGGCCUCCAAGUUUAGGAACUGCGGACAGACCUGCGUCUCUGCAAACAGAUUCUUCGUGCAGGAUGGCGUCUAUAACAAAUUUGUGGAGCAGCUGAAAAAGCGCGUGGAGGCCUUGAAAAUCGGCGAUGGCCAGGGAUGCGAUGUGCAAAUCGGACCUCUGAUCAACGAAAUGCAGUUCAAGAAAGUCAGUGGCUUUGUGGAGGAUGCGAGGUCCAAGAAGGCGAAUAUUAUCUUAGGUGGAAAGCCGCUGAGUGACAAAGGUGCCCUGUUCUACGCACCCACAAUAGUCACCGAUGUCCCGCCCUCUGCUCAACUCUACACGGAGGAGGUCUUCGGUCCGGUCGUCUCCAUCAUCCGUUUCCGGGACGAAGAGGAGGCAGUGAAGAAGGCCAACGAUACCAGGAGAGGUCUGGCCGGCUACUUCUACAGCGAGAACCUGCAGCAGGUGUUCCGAGUGGCCAAGCGACUGGAGGUGGGCAUGGUCGGAGUGAACGAGGGCAUCAUCUCCGCUGCGGAGGCACCAUUCGGCGGUGUAAAGGAGUCCGGAGUUGGGCGUGAGGGUUCCAAGCAUGGCAUCGACGACUACGUCGACAUCAAGUACAUCUGCAUGGGCAACCUGCAGUACGAUUGAAGUCCAAGGGAGGAGUCACUUCCGCUGCUUUCAUAUGCUGUCUUCCACUAGAAUGCGAUUUGUUGACUGUUGUAUAAAUGUUGUAGAAAAGCACGCCGCUAUUUUAAUAAAUGUGCACAAAGUCUA